Molecule: messenger RNA, 1689 nt
Organism: Prorocentrum cordatum
Lineage: Eukaryota; Dinophyceae; Prorocentrales; Prorocentraceae
Source: the annotation of a GenBank genome assembly
AUGGCGGUCCUGGCCGCGGCUGGCAUCGCGGGCUCGUCGCCCGUGGCCGCGCGGGCGGUCGGCGCACCUGGCGAGGUGGCGUGCGGCGGCCUCGUGGCGCCUCGGCGCGUGUUGCGUGCGGUGGCGCGGGCGUUGGAGGUCGAGGUUAUGGAGGUUCUCCCAGGGUUUUCUGGUCCGUCCCGCGGUUAUCAUAGGGCCCGCGGGAGCGACGGCAUGGCGACCGCGGCUGGCUCGGCCGCCCUCCUCGCGCUGGGCUUGCUGCUCCCGCUGCUGGCCAGCAUGCUCUGCGAGCCAGAGCCGGUGCAGCUGCUCCUCUCCGCGAUGGUCGCCUUCGCGUCGGUGGCCUCCGUCCCCUUCCUGGAGGAGCUGCUGCUGGCGCCCCCGUCCCCGGACCUCACCGGGGUGCUGCAGGGCCUGCGGUCCGCGGAGCACCUCAAGGGCUGGGCGGCAAACAGGACGUGGCGGGCCGCCCAGGAGCACGACGCCCUCGCGAACCUGCUGCGGAAGGUGGUCAGGAGCCCCGAGAAGCGCAGAGCUUGGGAGUCGGAGCUGCGCGGCGGCGCGCUAAACGACGCCAUGGCAGCUUCCAGGGCCCGCGUCAGGCUGCCCACGAGCGGCGACGACGAGGUCUCGCGCAUCUGCUUCCAGGUCGCAUUCUUCAAGGAGAACGCCGGGGGCUUCGACCUGCUCACGGACGAGAACGUCGGGGCCUUCGUGCAGGCCUGUCGCGAAGUCUUCGGGCAGAUGGAAGAGGAGGUGAAGGAGCGCCUGGGAUCGAUGCUGGAGCAGGGGCGGCUCCAGCACGCCGUCUACGAGAGGGGCGCCUUGGUCAAGAGGCCGCCCAACGACGACACGUGCGCGGACGCGUUCCCCUUCAAAACGCACGAGGAGCUCGUUCGGGAGCUUGGCCACGAGGACGCGAUGGUGUAUCAGUCGGAGGGCGUGCAGGUGCGCAAGGAGCGCGUCAUCCCGCUGUCCGAGGUCCAGGCGGCGUUCGCGCGCGGGGAGGUUGCGCGCGUGGACGCCACGCAGCUGCUGCCUGGCUGGCUGCUCAACGCUUCGCUGCCGGACCUGGCGGCGAGGUACCCGACCGCGGCGAAGACAGCACCGUGCAACGGUGCCUACAUAGACGACGAGCCCCUCCACCACAGGGAGCCUGGGCGCCUGUGGUUUCACUACGGGCGCUCGCAGGACUGCCACAGCGCGCUGGAGGACUUCACGAACCAGUUCCCCGUCUGGGGGCCCGACUCGCCAGAGGUGCAGAUGGGCCUCAGGGUGCUCCUCCCGUCCUUGAUCCCUCGAGAGUGCAAGAGCUACCCCACGCUGGCGGAGAUAGCGAGCUGGACGGCGUCGUUCGGAGAUAGCGAGCUCGGGCGCUCCGUCCCUUACGAGCUCUUCUUCAACAGGACGUUGCCUCUCGAGACCAAGAAGGAGUUCAAGCGCACGGUGGAGAGGCACCAGGCGCUGCCAUGCUGCCAGGUCAACGCGCGGAGGCUCCCCGGCUUCCCCGAGGCCCUGAAUUUCGCGGAGAAGCUCGGAGUCGGCCAUGUCGGGGCCACACCCACAGCUUCGUGUGGCCUGGCUCGACCCCGGGGCAGUUCCACGUGGACGAGUGGGACAAUGUGCAGUCGCAGGCGACGGGGUCGUGCGACGUCAUCAUCUUCCCUCCGCGCUGCUCCGGCUCCAUAA